Eremomyces bilateralis CBS 781.70 is the source of this 1638-nucleotide messenger RNA. RefSeq names its product P-loop containing nucleoside triphosphate hydrolase protein. The record is from RefSeq and is a predicted model, not a curated record. The coding region runs from base 112 to 1365 and encodes 417 amino acids. Gene Ontology annotation, cellular component: cytoplasm. Gene Ontology annotation, molecular function: ATP hydrolysis activity; GTP binding. The transcript is spliced from 9 exons. Lineage: Eukaryota; Fungi; Ascomycota; Dothideomycetes; Eremomycetales; Eremomycetaceae.
UGCGGAACACCGCAACGGCGUUCCAUGACACUGAAUUCAAAGUUCCCACUGCUUUCCACUGCUGUUAUGAUCCCUUCGACCUAAGUAUUCCUUCUAUAACUGCGUGACGAUAUGCCGCGAGAUCCUUUAAUUGGCCUUGUCGGCAAGCCGUCAUCCGGCAAGUCAACGACGCUGAACAGCUUGACCGAUGCAACAUCAAAAGUUGGAAAUUUUCCCUUCACUACCAUCGACCCUCAACGUGCUGUCGGCUACCUCAAUAUCCCCUGCGCCUGUGCGCGCUUCGACCUCACCUCGCGCUGCAAGCCCAACUACGGCUCCUGCGUCGACGGCAAACGAUCCGUGCCCAUCGAGCUGCUUGACGUCGCGGGCUUAGUUCCGGGGGCGCACCAGGGUCGAGGCUUGGGAAACAAGUUCUUGGACGACUUGCGGCAUGCGGACGCGCUGGUGCACGUCGUUGACGUGAGCGGCACCACGGAUGAGGAGGGGAAGGAGACGAGGGGGUAUGAUCCGAGCAAAGAUAUUGAAUGGUUGCGGAGUGAGAUGGUGCACUGGGUGAAGGGAAAUCUGGUGGAGAAAUGGGGUUCGAUUAAACGGAGACAUAUCGCCGUAAAAGCAACCGCAGUCGAGACAUUACAGAAUCAAUUCUCGGGCUAUGGCAGUAGUAGUAAGGUAGUCGCUCGAUGUCUGGAUCGACUAAACUUGAAGACUCCUUUACAAGACUGGGAUGACGACACUAUCACUCAAGUCGUCAAUGCCUUCAUCGAUGAAAAAUUCCCGACUGUUAUCGCUUUGAAUAAAAUCGACCACCCCGAUUCCGAUAAGAACAUCGCCAAAAUUGCCAAAGCGCAAGAUCCACAAACCCUCGUCCUCACAUCCGCCGUCAGCGAGGUGUUCCUCCGCCGAUUAGCAAAGCAAGGCUUCAUCCGGUACACGGAAGGAAGCGAGUUUGUGGAUACGAGGGAAGAUCUAAUAGAGGCUGGCGACCCCGAUGGCGGAGGGUUGAAGGAGAUGGACGACAAACUCAAAAACCGAAUCGACAACCUUCGAGACCUCGUACUAUACCGUUUCGGCAGCACAGGGGUGGUCGAAGUCCUGUCGCGCGCGGGCGAAUUACUCGGUUUGGUGCCGGUGUAUCCCGUGCGAAAUAUGAAUACCUUCGGCUCGGGAGCCGCCGGUAGCUCGGUCGUGUUCCGAGAUUGCGUAUUGGUCGGCAAGGGAUCAACAGUCGGCGACGUAUACCGAAAGGUAAUGGGGGAUGCCCCGCUCGCGUUCGUGGAGACGGUGGGCGGCGUGCGGGUGUCUGAGGAUGAUGUCGUCGAGAAGGGAAAGAAUGAUAUAUUGUCGUUCAAGGUGGGCAGAGCAUGAUAGAAGAGGGAGAGGGUUGCAAAAUUGUAAUAGAUACCCGAUUUCACCACAUCCGCGAUCCGAACCAGAGUUGCUCGCUGGCCUUUAGGCGUGGCGACCUACUAUGAAUUGAUGGUAAGGUGAGAGAAGGACGUGGGUUUUGUAGUGAUACGAAAAGAGGAGCUACGUCAGCAUCCAACAUCGUUAGCUCUGAUUAUGUCUCAUCCUACCAUGUAGAAACGAUCGUUAGACGGUGCCAAAUCAGGAGACGCCGGUUGCAAUGCAAGUUCAAUA